Molecule: messenger RNA, 171 nt
Organism: Aplosporella prunicola CBS 121167
Lineage: Eukaryota; Fungi; Ascomycota; Dothideomycetes; Botryosphaeriales; Aplosporellaceae
Exons: 2
Coding region: 1-171 (56 amino acids)
Source: RefSeq, a predicted model, not a curated record
AUGGACGCCGAGGUUGUUAGGCGUUCAUUUGCCGUCAAAGAUGAUCAGGGCUGUAUCGACACAAUGACGCUACUCCCCGUCAACACAAGCUACAACUUUCACGAUUAUUGUGUCUGCAACGGCAUGAUCAGGGGCAUCGGAAGAGUCUUUGGCAACUGGAGACGCGUUUGA